Myripristis murdjan (pinecone soldierfish) is the source of this 894-nucleotide messenger RNA. RefSeq names its product gastrula zinc finger protein XlCGF49.1-like. Gene Ontology annotation, biological process: regulation of transcription by RNA polymerase II; embryo development. The annotation marks the transcript as partial. The record is from RefSeq and is a predicted model, not a curated record. Gene Ontology annotation, molecular function: RNA polymerase II transcription regulatory region sequence-specific DNA binding; DNA-binding transcription factor activity, RNA polymerase II-specific. The transcript has a single exon. NCBI's taxonomy places the organism in Eukaryota, Metazoa, Chordata, Actinopteri, Holocentriformes, Holocentridae. Gene Ontology annotation, cellular component: nucleus.
CCCAGUCUGGACCAGGAGGAGCCAGAGCCCCCGCCCAUUAAAGAGGAACAGGAGGAGCUGUGGACCAAUCAGGAGGCAGAGCAGCUUCAAGAUCUCACCACGUUCCCUGUGAAGAGUGAGGAUGAUGAAGAGGAAGCUCCGCCCUCACAGUCCUCUGGGCCUGAGACUGAAGACAGCGGCGAUGACUGGAAGGAGACCGGACGACCACAGGAGAAGCUCCUCGUCAGCACCAGCAGAUCCAGUAUCAAGGAGAAACCGUUCAGCUGCUCCCUCUGCGGGAAAGGCUUCUCCAAAAAGUGCAGCAUGCAGAAGCACGAGGCGCUCCACGAGGCACAGAGGCGCUUCUGUUGCUCGUUCUGCGGCAGAGGUUUCCGUCUCAAAAGUUACCUGAACACGCACGUGAGGAUCCACACCGGGGAGAGACCGUUCAGCUGCUCCGUCUGCAGCAAAAGUUUCAGCCAGCAGCAGAACUUGGUGAGCCACAUGAAGACGCACACCGGGGAGAAGCCGUUCAGCUGCAGCGUCUGCGGGAGGAGGUUCCUCUCUCGCUUCAGUAUGCAGAGACACACGACUCUUCACACGCGAGAGAAACCACACAGCUGCACCGUUUGUGGGAGAAGUUUUAAUCAGCGAGGCCAGCUCCGAAUCCAUCAGUGUGUCGGUGAAGCUGCACAGAUGGACUCCUCAUCAACAGGACAAUAAACUAGAGACAAUAAAUUAGAGACACAUUGUGAGUGUACGUCAUUCAUCCAUCCAUCAGAAUCAUACAAACAUUAUUGAUCUGCAAGGGGAAAAUGGGUCACGUGCAGUUGCUCAAAUUCUCAAGAGAAGAAUUCAGUCACAAGAAAUGGAAACGAAAUGAAUAUAAGAAUAUGUGCCUUCCAACUUUGUUAA